Messenger RNA from Dichomitus squalens LYAD-421 SS1, 1182 nucleotides. RefSeq lists its product as uncharacterized. The coding region runs from base 1 to 1182 and encodes 393 amino acids. NCBI's taxonomy places the organism in Eukaryota, Fungi, Basidiomycota, Agaricomycetes, Polyporales, Polyporaceae. The transcript has 7 exons. Gene Ontology annotation, biological process: carbohydrate metabolic process. The record is from RefSeq and is a predicted model, not a curated record.
AUGGCCUUCGGCACUCUCCUUACGCUUUUCGUCGCCUGUUCUGCCGUCCUCGCUAGCCCUACCGCCGUCAAAGGCUUCGAUGACGACACUCUCGCGAAGGUCAAGACGAAUCUGCAGACGAUCGCCACCCACAGCUGGGAGAUCGGCACGGAAUUGGAGACCUUGACAGAGCUGGAGUGGCCAGAGCUAUCAGUGUUCCACGGCGCCAUCCCUCCCCCAGCCCAACUUGCCUCCUCCCACAUCGCGGCCGAUGUGAUCGCGAAAGCCACUGCGUCAGACAUCCUUUCAAUUAUUGUGAAUAACAUCAGCGACCCCACUGCUGUCGGGCCCCUCAUCGACGGUGAUGGUGCUGUCGGCGAUCCCGCUAGUAUCGGUGUGGCUGUGCUUCUUACGAACUGGACGCGCACCGAUCCCAGUGACGACAAGUUCGCCCUUGCGGCCCAGAAUCAGCUCGAGUACCUGCUGACUGUCGCACCCCGGACCGACGAUGGUGCCAUUUCCCAUCGUGAAAGCGAGGUUCAGCUCUGGGCCGACUUCGUCUACAUGGCGCCUCCGUUCAUCGCGUACUACGGCGCCAUCCAGGGCGGCGCCAAUGGGACCGCGCUUCUCUCCGAGGCUUACAACCAAUGCAAACUCUAUCGCCAAUACUUGCGCGAUGUAAGCGGUCUCUGGAAACAUAUCGUGCUUGGUUCGUCGCAGGACAACAACCACUGGGGAACCGGCAAUGCUUGGGCUGCCGCCGGCAUGCUUCGCGUCCUCGAGACCAUCGCUCGGUCCAACGAGGCCGACAAUUUCAGGACCGAGCAGGAGGAUCUCCUAGAUUGGAUCAACGAGAUCCUCACUGCUGCAUGGACAUACCAGCAUGUCAACGGAACGCUCUACAACUACAUCGAUCAGGACACCUCUUUCGCCGACAGCGCCUCCACUGCACUGCUCGGAGCCGUCUCGUUCCGCCUGGCCACGGUGAAUGAGAGGGGCCACGCGCACAUCCCAAACGCCUACCGUGCUCUUCAGGUCAUCAAGGCCAGCGUCAACGAGGGGGGUUGGCUCCUCAACACCGUCGACCCAGAGACGUUCGACACUCCGUCUCUCCCUGGCAGCUACAGCCCCGAGGGCCAGGCGUUCGUUCUGCUGUUGCACGCGGCUUGGCGUGACUUUGAGGAAUUCUCCAAGCCUAAGUAG